Molecule: messenger RNA, 4504 nt
Organism: Quercus robur (English oak)
Lineage: Eukaryota; Viridiplantae; Streptophyta; Magnoliopsida; Fagales; Fagaceae
Exons: 9
Coding region: 1-4176 (1391 amino acids)
Biological process (GO): DNA repair; telomere maintenance
Molecular function (GO): DNA helicase activity
Source: RefSeq, a predicted model, not a curated record
AUGGUCAUUGCUGAAAAGAGGAAAAAAAACAAGAAGAAUAGAACAGCAUUAACUCAUGACUGCUCUAUGUUGCAUUCACCUGGUACAAAUAUGGAUUUUUAUGCAUCAAGAGAUAUUGAUAUUGACAUGGAACAUUCCUAUGAAGAAACUGGAAUGAACAUAAGUACAGAUGAUACUUUGGUAGAAGAUGGAUUCAAUAAUUGUGAUAUACCUCAAGAAAUCCAAGAAUCAGAAAAUGAGAGUGAUUGUGAAGAAUUUCCAAGAAAAUUUACUGAACCUUGGAAUUUUGGCUCGCCUUCUUAUGUAUGCGUGCAUUGUGGAUCAAUUUUAUGGUAUGAAGAGAGAACAGUCAAAUCUAAGAGGCCUAGGAACCCAAAAUUCUCUCUCUGUUGUAUGGAGGGUAAGGUUAAGUUACCUUUGCUUAGGAAAGCACCUCCUCUUAUAGAUGAGCUUUUAGAUCCUCUUGGUAGUGAUCGAUCUAAAACGUUCAGAACUCUAAUCAGAACUUAUAAUGCAAUGUUUGCAAUGACAUCUAUGGGUGGUAAAGUAGAUAGUAGAAUUAACGAUGGAAGACACCCUUACAUUUUUAAACUUAAUGGCCAAAACCAUCAUAGAAUUGGAACUCUUCUUCCUAAUGAUGGUCAGGAUCCACAAUUUGCACAAUUAUAUUUCUAUGAUACUGAAAAUGAAGUUCAACAUAGAAUGAACGUCUUUAGCAAUGGUCAAAUUAAUAGUGACCUUGAUCCAUCUAUUGUUGAAGCAUUGGUCCAAAUGUUUGAUGAAUCAAAUACUUUGGUGAAGAUAUUUCGGAUGUCUAGAGACCGUUUCAUUAAUACUGAUGUUCACCAUUUAAGAUUACGUCUUAUUGGCUCCCGAGCUACAGAUGGAAGAGAAUAUAACCUGCCUACAUGUUCAGAGAUUGCAGCAAUUAUCGUUGGUGAUAUUGGUGCUGAAAAUGCACAUCGUGAUAUUAUUGUUGAAUUAAAAGAAGGAGGAUUACAACGUAUUAAUGUGUUGCAUCCUUCAUACAUGGCAUUACAAUAUCCCCUUUUGUUCCCAUAUGGUGAGGAUGGUUUUAGACUCGGCAUUUUGUAUAGUAAUGUAGAUGGAAUCAGAACUGAUACAACUGAUUCUGUUACAAUGAGAGAAUACUAUGCAUAUCGAUUGCAAGAACGUGAACAUGAGGGACAUACACUGAUAUAUGGUGGUAGAUUGUUUCAACAAUUUGAUGUAGAUGCCUACACAUGUAUAGAAGAAAUCUGGCUUAUGUGGGUAAAAGAGAACCAAGACAAAUUAAGGAUAGAAUUGUAUAAAGGAUUGAAAGAUGUAGUUAUGAGAGGAGAUACCACCCCUGCAUCUUCAGGCAAAAGAUUUGUUCUACCUUCAAGUUUCACUGGAAGUCCAAGGUAUAUGAUUGAAAACUAUCAAGAUGCAAUGGCGAUCUGUAGAUGGGCAGGUUAUCCGGACCUUUUUAUUACCUUCACAUGCAACACAAAAUGGCCAGAAAUUGAUCUUUUCCUAUCUAGGAAACCUAGACAGAAAGUAGAAGAUCGGCCUGAUGUGGUUGCAAGAGUGUUCAAGAUAAAGCUUGAUCAACUCUUAAAUGAUUUAAAGCAUGGCCAACACUUUGGGAAAGUAAUUACAGUUGUCUACACUGUUGAAUAUCAAAAAAGAGGGUUACCUCAUGCACACAUUUUACUUUUUCUACAUCAUGAUGACAAGCAUCCUACAGCAGCAGAAAUUGAUAGAAUAAUUUCAGCAGAAAUUCCAGAUUUCAAUGAAGAACCUUUACUUUAUGAAGCUGUCAAACAAUAUAUGGUCCAUGGUCCUUGCGGUUCUAUUAAUUCAAGGGCAAGCUAUACUGAUGAAGUUAAGACAUAUUUAAAUUGUAGAUAUGUGUCUGCCAUAGAGGCAUGUUGGAGGAUAUUUGAAUUUGCAAUUCACCAUCGAGAGCCUGCUGUUCAAAGACUCAGUUUUCACAAUGAGGACGAACAACCAGUUGUUUUUGAAGAUACUGAUUAUUUAAAUAAUGUUGUGGACAAGCCAGAUAUCGAAAAAAGCAAAUUUACAGAAUGGAUGAAAGCGAAUGCAUUGUAUGAAGAAGCAAGGGAAUUGACUUAUUCUGAAUUUCCUACUAAAUGGGUUUGGCAUAGAAAAGACAAAGAAUGGAAAUUGAGAAAAUCUGGAAGAUGUAUUGGGCGUAUAUAUUAUGCUCAUCCUGCAAGUGGAGAACGAUCAACAUGUUAUGCACUUGGUUUGCUUGAUGAUGAUAAAGAGUGGCACGAAGCUUUGAAUCAUGCAUCGUAUUGGGCUUCAGGAAAACAACUACGAGAACUUUUUGUCACAAUGUUGAUUUUUUGUGAGGUUGCAAAUCCAUAUAAAUUAUGGAUUUCAAAUUGGCAGUUGUUAUCUGAGGACAUUCUGCAUCGUCAAAGAACAGUUUUACGAUAUGACAACCUACAUCUUGAUGACUCUCAAUUACAGAACUACGCACUAUGUGAAAUUGAACAGAUUUUGGUAAAGAGUGGCAGAUCUUUGCACGAAUUUGAGUCAAUACCAUAUCCAAAUACAUUACUUCUCAGACAAAGUAACAAUAGAGUAUUACAAGAAGAAUUGGAUUAUGAUAGAAACUCUUUGGCAGCAGAACAUAUUAAACUUUUUUCUGGUCUUAAUACUGAUCAAAGAAAGGUAUAUGAUGAAGUAAUUUAUUCUGUUUCAGAGAAUAAAGGUGGCUUCUUUUUUGUUUAUGGACAUGGAGGAACUGGAAAGACUUAUCUUUGGAAAACCAUUAUAUGCCGAUUGCGCUCAGAAGGGAAGAUAGUUAUUGCAAUUGCAACAUCUGGAAUUGCUGCAUUAUUGUUGCCUGGAGGGAGAACAGCUCAUUCAAGAUUUCAAAUACCAAUAAAUGUAACAGACAGUUCAACUUGCGGUAUUAAACAAGGUUCACAAAUUGCAGAACUUAUGACAAAAGCAAGUCUUAUAAUUUGGGAUGAAGCUCCUAUGGCACACCGAAAUUGUUUUGAAGCUGUUGAUCGGUCAUUAAGAGAUAUAUUACGUUUUUCUAACCCAAAUAGUGGGGAGACACCUUUUGGAGGAAAAACUAUUGUUCUUGGUGGUGAUUUCAGACAAAUAUUACCAGUGGUAUCAAAAGCAAGAAGAGAACAAAUAGUUGAAGCAUCAAUUAAUAAGUCAUCAUUAUGGAACAGUUGCAAAGUUUUCAUUUUGACAAUAAAUAUGAGGUUGACACAAAACCCAGGUGAUAUUGCAGCAAGGGAAUUUGUUGAAUGGAUGUUGAAAAUUGGUGAUGGUGAACUAAGUAAUAAUGAAGGUGAAGCAUUGAUUGAAAUACCGCAUGAUUUACUAAUUCAUCCUGGUGCUCAUCCUUUCAACGAUAUUGUAAAAGCUACCUAUCCUGAUUUCAAUACAAAAUUCAACGAUUCUAAGUAUUUAGAAGAGAGAGCAAUUUUAGCUCCAACAAAUGAAGUGGUAGAAGACAUAAAUGAUUACAUGAUUGAUCUUAUUAAUGUUGAUGAAGAGACAUAUCUUAGUGCAGAUUCAUUAUGUAAAGCUUCAAGCAACAUUCUAGACCAAGAUGUAAUGUAUCCAAUAGAGUUUCUCAAUUCAUUGAAGUUUCCUGGUAUUCCAAACCAUAAACUCAGAUUGAAAGUAGGGCUACCAAUAAUGUUACUUCGAAAUUUAAACCAAAGUAAUGGACUUUGUAAUGGUACUAGACUUUUAGUCACUCAAUUAUCAAAAUGGGUUUUGGAAGUUCAAAUAAUAUCAGGAACUCAUAUUGGAGAAAAGGUGUGUAUACCAAGAAUAGUCUUAUCCCCUUCUAAUUCCAAAUGGCCCUUUGUACUGAAAAGAAGGCAGUUUCCAGUAUCUGUUUGCUUUGCUAUGACAAUUAAUAAGAGCCAAGGUCAAUCUCUGCAACGUGUUGGACUUUAUUUAGAUAGACCAGUUUUCAGUCAUGGACAAUUAUAUGUUGCCGUAUCCAGAGUUACAAGUAAAGAUGGCCUUAGAAUACUCAUUGUAGAAAAUGAUAAUAGUGAUCAUUUUCAUACAAAAAAUAUUGUCUACAAAGAAAUAUUUGAUAAUUUGCCUAAAGAUUCAUAUUGCAACGAAGUACAAAACUUUGAAGCAGAAAUCAGUGAAUGUGAGAUGCAGUUAACGUAACAAACAACCAUGAUCUGAUCAAUAUUGCUAUUAUCUUGGUUGACUAAUAGGGAACAUUAUAUGUUUAUAAUUCUUUCUUCAGACUUAUAUGGUUAAGCAUCAAGGGGAAAUUAAUCACAUCUUAUUGUAGACGAGAGUUAAUGCUGGAAAUAUUACAAUUCUGUAUUGGCAAAAAGCUGUGAAUUUUGGUCAUCACGGUCUAAAUCUGAUAAGAUCCUCAAGACAAAAGCUAUUAGUCAUGAGAAACUUGGGGGUGGCAGUAGUAUAAGAAGUACCACAUUGAAGAAUGAUACUGUUCACCGGAAAGCUUUUGCAUUACAGGAUAAGG